This is a messenger RNA of Caenorhabditis elegans, 1095 nucleotides long. It is a transcript of the gene str-206, whose product is annotated as Serpentine receptor class r-10. Bases 1 to 1095 code for a protein of 364 amino acids. The record is from RefSeq and is marked reviewed. Gene Ontology annotation, biological process: detection of chemical stimulus involved in sensory perception of smell. The transcript is spliced from 4 exons. Gene Ontology annotation, cellular component: ciliary membrane. NCBI's taxonomy places the organism in Eukaryota, Metazoa, Nematoda, Chromadorea, Rhabditida, Rhabditidae.
AUGAUUGAAUCUACGUGGCUCCAAUUUCAGUACCAUGUCCUAACCGCAUUCGUUCUUUUAUCGCUUUUCUGCAACGGAAUUCUCAUGAUUUUGAUUCAACUGAAAUCUCCAAAGCAGUUGGGUACUUACAAAUAUUUGAUGAAUUUUAUUUCAAUUUUUGAAAUUUGCUACUCGAUCGUCGACUAUAUCGUAGUUCCAGUAAUGCAUUCCUAUGGAUCCUCAUUUUUUAUAAUGACUCCACUUACCCAUACAUUUUUGAAUAAACAAAAUGCAUUGAUUAUGCAAGCUGUUUGGUGUGGAUUCUUUGGAUCUUCAAUGGCUAUUUUUGGGAUUCAUUUUAUAUAUCGGUAUCUAGCUGUUAGCGGAAACUCUUACAUCUCAACAUUCAAUGGUCCUACUCUUAUUCUCUGGAUGUUGAUGCCAAUUAUCAACGGAUUUAUCUGGGGAACAGUUGCAUUAAUUUGCUGUGGACCAAAAGAUGUCCUAACAAAUUAUAUAAGAAAUAACUUAAUGGAAACAUUUGGUUUGUCAGUUGACGAAGUUGUCUAUAUUGGUCCGUAUUUCUUUGAUGAAAAUGGUAAAUUCCUAUUAGAUUGGGAUGUAUUGAUAACUUUGUUUGGAGCAUCUUUGAUUAUGGGUUCAUCUCUCUGUACAAUUUUCUAUUUUGGCUGGAAGUGUUAUAAAGCACUAUCUGAUCUACAAUCACUCUCUAGUGGAUAUUCACCACAAUAUCGCGCACUGCAAAGACAGUUUUUCGCUGCAUUAGUGUGUCAAACUGUCAUUCCAAUUAGUCUAAUGCAUUUUCCACUUCUUAUUUCAUAUUCUGGAGCACUUCUGAACAGAGGAUUCGGUCGAUUAAGCAACCUAGCAUCUAUCACAAUUGCUUUUUACCCUGCUAUAGAUCCAUUGCCAAGCAUAUUAAUCAUCAAAAACUAUCGAGAAGGUGUUAAAAAUUUCUGUUUGGCUCCAAUCCAAUGCUGUAUUAAAUUGAAGAAAAAAUAUUCAUCAAAAGUAGCAAAUGUGGAAGUCAGUGACAGAAGAUCAUCAAGUAUUCCAGAAAAUGGUGUAACUUCAGUAUGGGGAGAGGUCCUUUAA